AUGGGCAACGGACAGUCUGAGCGGCCUGGCCACGGACAGUCGGCGUAUGGACAGGCGCCGCCGACGCAGAAGCGACUGGAGCAGUUGGCGGGGGUGCUGCAGCAGAAGCAAGCCGAACGUCGCGCGUUCGAAACCGGGCGCACGCAGGGCCUGGUCACGGGGCGCGCGCUGGCGUCGCAGCCGCUGACGCGGACGGCCGCAGGCGAGGUGCCGCCGGGCGCCAUCGCGCAGGCGGUCUACGGGGCGCCGCCGGGAGCGGCGUUGGUGCAGCCCGGGUCGCGGCUGCCGAGCCAGGUGCCGGCUUCUUCGCCAUUCUACAACCCCUCAGCGCCGAGUCAGCCGCCGUACGGCCAGCCGCCGUAUGGACAGGGCGCCUUCGGCUACCAGGACGUGCCAUUGCUGACGCUCUACCCCAUCGGCGACCGGAGCCGCAAACUCUUCAGCACCAAUAAACGCCUAGUCACGAACGAACUCGCGCCCGUUUCCUGGAAGCGCAUCAACCUCGACGGCACGAACUCCCCUGUGAUGCAGGUGCCCGAAAUUGUCCACGCCGACGCCAUUCAUCAAGCCAUGUUCCCACCCGGCCGCUGGUGA
Gregarina niphandrodes is the source of this 594-nucleotide messenger RNA. RefSeq lists its product as hypothetical. The record is from RefSeq and is a predicted model, not a curated record. The coding region runs from base 1 to 594 and encodes 197 amino acids. Lineage: Eukaryota; Apicomplexa; Conoidasida; Eugregarinorida; Gregarinidae. The transcript has a single exon.